Messenger RNA from Drosophila albomicans, 3000 nucleotides. RefSeq names its product rab3 GTPase-activating protein catalytic subunit (gene Rab3GAP1). Bases 91 to 2853 code for a protein of 920 amino acids. Lineage: Eukaryota; Metazoa; Arthropoda; Insecta; Diptera; Drosophilidae. Gene Ontology annotation, molecular function: GTPase activator activity. The record is from RefSeq and is a predicted model, not a curated record. The transcript has 5 exons. Gene Ontology annotation, biological process: positive regulation of GTPase activity.
UAGUCUGGCUAACAGCUGGCAGCGUUUACUUGCAUUUUGCUUAUUGUGCAUCUUUUGUUUUUGUUGACACGCGAAAAUUGGCAAUAAACAAUGGCCGAGGAAAUUGACGAUAAUGAUUUUUAUCGUGAAAACUUCAGUGCCGACACAGACUGGGAAGUAUUCAACGCACAGCUAGGCGAUUUACUGCGCAAAUGGGAAGUGGACGUCGAUAUUGGCGUCCCACUGCAGCCCGAGGAACUCUUCCACUGCAAAUGGCAAAUCGAGACAAAAACAUUGGACAUGCUGCACAAUGGCAUUGCCGUGGACUACUACGAAGCACAGUUAGCAGAACGUGAGCCACCAGCAGAGGGUCAAACAGCUGCUGCCGAGAGGUGUCUGCAACGCACCAAUUGUCAUCACGAUUUGAUGAGCAAUUGGAAUAGUUUUGGGCCGCCCAUACGCAAAUCCAGUGAGCUCCACACACUGGCCAGGAUCUAUGGACUGCGUCGCUUCGUAGUGCUGCAUCCCGCUGGUGGCGGCAACAACUAUAUGAGGUCACCAUCAGAAUUCAAUUUCAUUCUGAGCGCUGCUGCUGUUGUGGCUGCCGAAGUGUCCAGUGUGGUGCCCAUUUUUGUGCAGAUCCAUGAUCCCAAGUGGAACUUUUAUAUGGGCGUCUCCUUGGCACCAGCUUUGCGUACCAAUUUUAGACUGAUUGGCCUCGAACAGACGCCCGAAGACUGUCGCUACUUGACGGGUUUGUUGACGCUCUUCCAUGACAAGCUGCCCGCUUUGUAUCCACGAGAUGCCAAGAUCUCGGUGCGCACCACCUACUCGCUGGAUGCGGUGCGCAUACGCAUGCCCUUGUAUGUGCCCUUCAAUUGCUACACCGAGGAUAUUGCCAUCGAUGGCGAUGUGGAGCGUCUGGAUGUUCAAAAUUUCUAUGCCCUGCCUCAUGGUUAUGCUCCCGAAUCGAGCACCGAAAGCUACUUGGUCUACACUUGGCCAGAACUCUCCGAGAACGUUGCGUUUGACAGCGAAAUGCGCACAGAUUUUGUGCCUGCCAAAGCGCCGCUGGGCAAGAUUUAUUUGUCUGUGGAAGCCUUUUCCUAUCUAACACUUUGCUUGAGCGACUAUCAAGCGGUGGGAAAAGUCUCACGCUCGUUGGAAUCGUUUGUGGGCAGGAAUUUCUCGGGCAUCAGCAGCGGCGCUGAGCACACAAAUCCCUUGGAUAAGCUUACCGAACACAAGCUGACUGGCAGAAGGGCAGAGCGGAGUAACUACGAGCUGCCUUCGCAGGCGGGACUCACGAAGAGUUUGCCGGGACCGAUGAAUGAGAGCGAACUCACAGAGCUACUCGCCUACUUGUUCCCCGAUAUGCAUCCCCAAAUGGCAUUGUAUCCCUAUUCCAAGCAGAGCUUCAAGGAUAAGUUCGAUCCUAUGCGCAUCAAAAGCGCCGUUACAGAUUCCUUGGUCAGUCGUCUCAGCUGCUUGUUGGCCACCUGCCACGCCCACUUGGGUGGCGUUGAGAGCAUGGCUCAAGUGUGGGCGGCAUUUACACGUCAACUGCGAGUCUUAUGGGAUAAUUCGCUGACAGUGCCAGGCACUGCACCUGGUUUCCCCGAUACGCGCACUUGUCUGCUGCACCAGAAGCUGCAGAUGCUCAACGUGUGCGUGGAGCGUCGUGUUCAUCGUGAAGCACUCGGCAAGCGCAAACAGCAACAACAGCCAGAGCCAGAGGCACAACAGCAAUUGAGCGAGGAUGAGGAUGAGGGAGAAUUCUAUGACUGCGAUGAGCCAACGAGCGCAACAAGCGGUUCACCAACGCGCGCUGUGUUAAGCCUCAAGCCCGAGGGUCGCUUGAAGCGUUUGGGUGAACAACGUUUGCUCGACGAACCAGAGGAAUUCCUGUAUAUUCCUCAAACCCAAGAGCCGGUGCCCAAGACAGAGGAUCAACUUCAUGACGAUGCCGAGGUGAUGCUGCAAUUGGGACCCGGUUCAGGGCUGAGUACACAGAUGAUGUGCACCUCGUUGUUGUCGGAUAUGGAGGCCUUUAAGGCGGCCAAUCCACGUGGCAAAAUGGAAGACUUUAUACGCUGGUACAGUCCCAAGGACUGGGAAGAAGUGGAGAAUGCAAAUGGAUCGACUACUCAGCAGCUGAGUGUGCGAAUGACAACCGAGGGCAACACCUGGCAGAAGGUGUGGCAACAGGCUCAACCAGUGCCUGUGGCAAGGCAGCGACGUCUCUUCGAUGACACCAACGAGGCUCUGAAAGUGUUGCACUAUCUCGAGACGCGCAACAUGAGCGAGAUCUAUGCGCUGACUGUAAUUCCAGCAUUGCACACAGCGCUGCUUAAACUGAUUGACAUUUACAGCAAUGCCCACGUAGAAGAUGUUUUUAGCUCGCACAUCGAGCAGCUGCUGAACGACUUGUGUCGCCUUUCGCGCUCCCAUUCCAAUGAGCCGCCCAACCUGGAAGCAUUUCUCUCGAAUCUCGCCGAACUCGAGCGUCGCUUCUAUCAAUUCAAAUGCUUUGAGCGACUCGCUGGCUAUCCAAAGCGCAGCAAUCUGGCGCAGAUCAAGCAACAAUUCGAUGAGAUACUCAAGAAUGAAAACAGUUGCACCAUUGUCAAUAAGAAGCUGGCGGCAACAAGUGAUUUGGCCUCAGCUGGCAGUCUGUAUGACAUUCUCAGUCCGAAGCUGGAGCAGGAUAUCUCGAAUCGUUUGAUCAGCAAGGACUACGUUAUACGACUCGAUGGCGAUACAAAGGCCACCGAAAAGGGUCUCUACAUGGGACCGCAAUUUAUGCGAGCGAUUGUCACUGGGGAUAAAUUGCGACUCUGCGGCGCCUUCACCGAGAGCACAACAUUUGUCUGAGAACUCUCGAAACUGAUUCCAUAAUCAAAACCGUAUUUACUAUAUAGAUAACUUAUGAUAUUUUGCUUCUCUCUUUUUACUUACUAUAUUUGGUGCUUUGUUUUUGCUGUAAGUUGUAUUCAAAAUGCAAUAAAAUUAUUAAAGCAA